AUGAAGCGAAUCCAGUCGGAGCUGUUUGCUCCAUACCGUUUUAUGGGAGUUGUUACUGGUGAUGCCUCCCCAUCGAUUCGCUCAACAUUUGUCGGUAAAAAGGCGACACUAUCGGUUCUUUGUCCGAUUGACAACGUAAUCGUUCAGUAUAAUGGAAAGAAACUUCGAGCAAUCGGAAUGUCGGAUCCAUUGAAUGAUAGGAUUACUGCGGUCGCUUCAUCGAGCUCAUCUGUGUUUGCCGCCGCCGGAAACACAAUCUCCUCACUAAAGUUCUGCCGAGACGUCAGUGAUUCGAUCGAUAUCGGAGCCCCAGUCAAGAUGAUGACACUCAUCGGAACUCAACUCGUCGCCAUCGACGUCUCAUCUGGAAUCCACGUCAUUGAGACUGAAAAUGACACGUUUCAAAUGAGUCUUCUCAUGGAGGGUUCUGAUAACUUUGAGAUCACUUCAAUCUGUCAUCCGAGCACUUAUUUGAAUAAAAUUGUCGUCGGAAGUAGUGAAGGACGGCUGAGAAUUAUUAAUAUCAGAACUGGAAAGGUUAUUCAUGAAUUCCAACGAAAUUUCGGGUCGGCUAUCACGAUUUUGGAGCAAACUACUGCUCUGGAUGUGUUGGCAAUUGGAAUGGCCAAUGGAGAAGUUCUACUUUUCAAUGUGAAAUUGGAUAAGGUGCUCAGCACGUUCAGACACGAUGCAAAGAUUACAAAUAUUGCUUUUCGUGACGACGGCGAAGCGGCUAUGGUAACUGCCGAUCAGAACGGAACGAUCGCUGUUUGGGAUCUCGAAAAACAGGAAUUGAUUGGAAAAAUCACGGGAACUCACACGAAUGAGAUCAAUUGUUUGCAUUUUUUGGCCGGAGAACCGAUUAUGCUCUCCGCCUCUCACGACAACUCUCUUCGUCUCUGGAUUUUCGACAGUGCUGAUGGAAUGCCACGUGAGUUGAUUCGUCUCGAAGGACACUCGAAACCAUGUGCCAGUGUCAAGUUUGUCAGUAAGAAUGAGGUACUUUCCGCUGGAAAAGACGGUUCAGUUCGGAAAUACGAUGUGACAUCGCUGACGAUGCGACAGAAAUUGGGAUCGGUUGCGCAGCAGAAAAAAGGCGCAUUACCACCAAACGGCAACACAGAAGUCCAAAAUGUGGCGGAAAUGGCGUUCGGAUGGCAGAGAGAAGCCGCGUGGAAUAACGUUUUCUGCCGUCAAGUAAAUGACACGAAAGUGACGACGUGGCAGACACGUAACAACACUCACGGAGAAUUCAAUUUGGAGCACGAUCGAUUCAAGAAGAAGGUCGAUUUUAUUGAUGGGACGGCGACGGCUCUCUGUGUUUCGCCGUGUGGAAAUUUCGUGUAUAUCGGAUAUUCGACAGGUCACAUCGAUCAAUUCAACGCUCAAAGUGGUCGCCACGUGCACUCGUUCACCAACACCACCCCAUCGAAAUCCAAGAAAAAAGAUUCGAAACGACGGGCGCCCAAGAAAAGUUUUAUCAUGUCCAACGGAUCUCUCGUAAACGACACGCCAGCCGCCGAUUCAGCCAUCACAUCCCUUUCAAUCGAUCAACUCGGAAAGGAAUUGAUGAGUACUGACGAGGAAGGACACAUGGUAUUCUGGUCGAUUGCCACGAAGAAAAUCACAGCGAGAAUGUUCAAAAAAGACGUGAAACUCGGAAUCAGUGCACCGUGCCCGGCGAAUAGUCUCGUCGCGGUUGUAUCGAUUGCAGAGAACGGAGCUGAAAGUGUGAUUCUAGUGGAUACAGUAUGCCAUCGAGUCGCCAGAGCAUUCGAGACUGUUGGAAAGAAAGUGAAUGCAAUCACGUUCUCUUCCGAUGGAAAAUGGUUGCUAGUGGCUGAUAAUGAGUCUUAUAUUCGAGUUUUCGAUGUGGCCACUUCCCAGUUAAUCGACGUUUUGUUGUUCUCCAAACCGUGUAUCUCAAUGUCAUACAGUGAAACUGGACAGUAUCUGGCUACAGUACACGAGGGGGAACGUGCCAUUUACACGUGGUUUAAUAAGCUUCUCUUUGCGAUUCAUGUGAAUGUGAAGGCUCAUGAACCGGAUUACUUGCCGACUUGGGAAGGAAACGAGGAGGAUGAAAUUGUGGAUAUAGAUGAUGAGGAUGAGGACGACUCGACUGUAAUGGAUCUCAAUCUGAAAACCUUGAAAGAGCUACAAAUCGAUGAGAAUCUUGUCACUUUCUCGGGUCUUCCCUCGUCGAGAUGGGCGAAUUUGCCGGAUUUGGCGAUGAUUAAGGAGAGAAAUAAGCCGACGGAUGCGCCGAAAAAGAUCAAACAAGCGCCGUUCUUCCUCUCCGCUGCCGCCACGUUGGAUGGUUUCGAGUUUGAGACGGAGAAUAUGGAGGAGGAGAUGAAUGAAGACUCGACACAUAUCAUGUCGAAGAGGAAUUUGUUGGAGUUGGAGAGCUCGUUUACCAAAGUUCUCAGAACCGCAAAAACCCAGGAAAAUCUGCUCGCCGCCUUCAAGACACUGCACGAAAUGAGUCUUUCUGCAAUUGACUUCCAGAUUCGAGCUCUGAAUCCACAAACUCUCCCGAUCUUUUUCAGAAUGUUGUUGGAGGUCCUCAAAACCAAAAACAACUUCGAAUUGGUCCAAGCCUAUGCUGCGACUGCUCUGAAAACUCAUCGUUCGAUUGUAUGGAAUGCGACGGAUGAGCCGGAGCACCAAGAGUUGAGUGAAGUAUUGGAAGAGAUGGCCAAAUAUCAAAGAGACAGUUGGAAUGAGAUGGAGAAUCUGUUCGUGGAGAAUAUGGCGGUCGUUCAGUGGAUUAAGAAUGCAUUGCUCUAA
Messenger RNA from Caenorhabditis remanei, 2793 nucleotides. RefSeq lists its product as uncharacterized. Gene Ontology annotation, cellular component: small-subunit processome; Pwp2p-containing subcomplex of 90S preribosome. The coding region runs from base 1 to 2793 and encodes 930 amino acids. Gene Ontology annotation, molecular function: protein binding. Gene Ontology annotation, biological process: rRNA processing. The record is from RefSeq and is a predicted model, not a curated record. Lineage: Eukaryota; Metazoa; Nematoda; Chromadorea; Rhabditida; Rhabditidae. The transcript is spliced from 11 exons.